AUGUCACCUUCCCGACUUAUCUACUAUUUUGCAUUUCUUGGCAUUUUUCUCGCUCUUCUUCUCUCUCGAUACCUUGGUGAUACUUCAAUUCUGAUUCCAUCUACCCCUCCAGCCAUGUCUUCCGGACUAAAGUCGGUUGCAUAUUUUGUCAAUUGGGCGAUCUAUGGGCGCAAUCACAACCCCCAGGAUCUCCCUGCAGAUAAAUUGACCCAUAUCCUCUAUGCAUUCGCCAAUGUCCGACCUGAGUCCGGAGAAGUGUACCUGACGGACACCUGGUCCGACAUCGAGAAGCACUAUCCCACGGACUCCUGGAAUGACGUCGGCACUAAUGUCUACGGAUGCAUCAAGCAGCUGUUCUUGCUCAAACAGCAGAAUAGACAACUGAAAGUUUUGCUGUCUAUCGGUGGAUGGACCUACUCGGCCAAUUUUGCCCAGCCGGCAAGCACGGAAGCCGGACGCACUAGGUUCGCUGAAACUGCCACGAGGCUGGUGUUGGACCUUGGUCUUGAUGGUUUUGAUAUCGAUUGGGAAUAUCCCAAGGGUAAGCAAAUGCACGAAGACGGCGGCAGAGAAACCUUGCUAACAGGCCACGUAGAUGAUAACGAGGCAUAUAAUUUUGUACUGCUUUUGCAGAAGUGCCGUGAAACCCUAGACAGGGCAGCCGGCCCACAGCGGAAGUUCUAUUUGACCAUUGCUUGCCCAGCAGGUAAGGAACAUUACUCAAAGCUCCGGCUUCGUGAGAUGACACCCUAUCUGGACUUCUACAACUUAAUGGCAUAUGACUAUGCUGGGAGCUGGGACAGUGUUGCGGGUCAUCAAGCAAAUAUCUAUCCUUCUCCUGACAGACCUGGCUCGACACCAUUUUCGACAGUCGACGCACUUACAUAUUAUGAGACGGCGGGUCUCGUGCCGCGCUCUAAGAUAGUUGUUGGUAUGCCUAUCUAUGGACGUGCUUUUACCAAUACCGAUGGCCCUGGGACCAGUUUCUCUGGCGUGGGCGAAGGAAGCUGGGAGAACGGGGUUUGGGACUACAAGGCACUUCCCAAACCAGGUGCAACGGAGUAUGUUGAUCCCAGUAUCGGUGCAUCGUGGAGCUAUGACCCUGCAACCCGCACGAUGGUCUCGUACGACAAUGUGCGCAUGAGUGAGAUCAAAGCGACUUUCAUCCGGCACCAUGGACUAGCUGGUGGUAUGUGGUGGGAGACUAGCGGUGACAAAGGAGGCAAGACUGCCAACAAAGCGGAUGGUAGCUUGAUUGGAACCUUCGUGGAGGGCGUGGGAGGACCGGCCGCCUUGGAUCAGACCCCGAACGCACUUGCAUACCCGGAAAGCAAGUACGACAACCUGCGAGCCGGUUUCGCUUAG
This is a messenger RNA of Aspergillus oryzae RIB40, 1365 nucleotides long. Its product is annotated as glycoside hydrolase family 18 protein. Gene Ontology annotation, biological process: carbohydrate metabolic process; chitin catabolic process. Gene Ontology annotation, cellular component: extracellular region. Bases 1 to 1365 code for a protein of 454 amino acids. NCBI's taxonomy places the organism in Eukaryota, Fungi, Ascomycota, Eurotiomycetes, Eurotiales, Aspergillaceae. Gene Ontology annotation, molecular function: chitinase activity; chitin binding. The record is from RefSeq and is a predicted model, not a curated record. The transcript has 4 exons.